Messenger RNA from Canariomyces notabilis, 1655 nucleotides. RefSeq names its product aldolase. Bases 329 to 1450 code for a protein of 373 amino acids. The transcript has a single exon. NCBI's taxonomy places the organism in Eukaryota, Fungi, Ascomycota, Sordariomycetes, Sordariales, Chaetomiaceae. Gene Ontology annotation, molecular function: 4-hydroxy-tetrahydrodipicolinate synthase activity. The record is from RefSeq and is a predicted model, not a curated record.
CUGCCUUGUUUCUUUGUCCAAUCCUUCCACGGGCAAACUCCACCCAUUUCGUCUCCUUCCUUGAAGGUUCAGGUCGUCAAUUUGGCAUUUGCACCCAGCGUCCAGCUGGUCUCCUCAACUGACUUUCCCCACUGCCAAUUUGCUUCCGUUGUCUACAAAUACCUGGACGGAACAUAAAUACCCCAAGCCAGCCCUUUACUCGUUGUCCGAGUUCUCCUGAAUAUCAUUGACACCGUAACCACAGUCCCGUGGGACCUCGCAACCCUCUCCAUACAUCACUCCCUAAUAAACAAGUGUUCCCACUUGAGUCACAUACCGUACCAUCACAAUGGAAUCAACGCCGUCUCUUACCAUGCCCAUCACGCCCGUAAGCAUAUCCCACAGCGGUCUCGAACCCGACGCCACACAAGACCCGGCUCUGCCGCUCACCCGUCUCCCCAACGGCGUCUACGUGCCCAUGCUCGCCUUCUUCACUGCCGCCGAUCAGAUCGACGUGCCCGCUAUACAGCGCCACACGGCCCGCCUGCUGGCUGCGGGGGUCGCCGGGUUGGUGGUGCACGGCUCCAACGGGGAAGCCGUCCACAUGUCGCGGCGGGAGCGGCGCACCGUCAUCGAAGCCGUGGUCGACGCCGUCCGGCACACAGCCGACAGCCUGCAUGCGCCCGUGCCCAUCAUCGCCGGGUGCGCGGCCAGCUCAGUCCGCGAGACUGUCGCGCUGUGCUGCGAGGCCCGCGAGGCCGGCGCCACGCACGCCCUGGUGCUCCCACCGGGCUACUACGCCGGCAUCAUCAGCAAGGCCGAGAUCGUGGGCUACUUCCACGCCGUGGCGGACCGGAGUCCAAUUCCGAUCCUCGUGUACAACUUCCCCGCGGCGGCCAACGGCCUGGACCUGGACUCGGAUGUCAUCCUGCGUAUCGCCGAGCACCCCAAGGUGGUUGGCGUCAAGCUGACGUGCGGGAACACGGGCAAGCUUGCGAGGCUGGUAGCCGACGUGCCCAAGCUGCCUGGCAGGAGGGAGGGCGACUUCCUUGUGGCCGGCGGCAGUGCGGAUUUUAUUCUGCAGGGUCUGGUUGCCGGUGGCCACGCAACCAUUAGCGGCUUUGCAAACCUCGCGCCCAGGGCGUGCGUCAGAAUAUGCGAGCUGUUCGAGCAGGGCCGGCUGCAGGAGGCUAGGGAGUUGCAGCUCGAGGUUGCGAGGGCGGAUUGGUUGGCCAUUCGGUACGGCUUUGUUGGAGUCAAGGCGGCAAUGCCCUUCUUCCACGGCCAAGGGGAGGUGUCCUGUGUCGAGCCGAGGCUCCCCUUCAAGCGGCUAGAGGAGGAUGACGAGGCAGUGAGGGAGAUUCAGCGGGGCAUGGCUGGUGUUUUGGCCAUUGAGGAGAGGUUAGCAGCUGGGACGGAUGACACUACGGUUGCAGAUGGGCACCCGAAGUACACAUCCAUGCUACAAUGACGUUUACAACAUGAGCAUAAUGUGGACGGCAAAAGACUGAUGGGAAUGCUGGCGGCCACCCUGACUGGCCAGCGAGUGUACCUGAACCGACAAUGACAUUGCCCUUGACUGGUUCGCUGGUCGGACAAUUCCUCUACCUAGACGAAUUAGAUUGCGCAAGCUUUUGAUAUCAUAGAAGGCGUGUGGAAUAGACGGAAUAUUCGAG